UCCGCAUCCUGGGUUACAAGCGCUGAACGCAGUGGAUUAUUACUCUACGGAGUGUCUCUUUAUUUGUUAUUUAAAUAUAGUUUUUGUUUAAACGAAAACGCGCGUUUGCAAACUGUGUGUAAGGUGUUUCUUUUUUUUUUUUACUUUGUUCGCCAAACACAAUGGAAAUCGCAAAAACGCACUAAGAGCAUUGCUAGAGAAACACAACUGUUUAUUUAUUUUAAUCGUAAUUUUAAAUUACGGUUUUAAUUUUAAAAUAAGUGCACAAUCUGCAUUUUAUUUUAUUUAUUUGCAGUUACAUUUAGGCAGGUUUUAAACACAAGCCCCUGCACGCUGACGAUGCAACUAGUUAUUAACCAGACUGAAGAGCGCAGUUAAAAAGCCUGUUUACCCCGAGAUUUUUUGCUGAGACUCCGCGGCUGCAGUCAACCUGAGCACUCUGAGGGUAAACGGAAAAGAACCACGAAUUACUGACCAGCAUAUGUGCCGUUUGAAGUCGGGCAGGUCCAGCAACAAGAACACGACUGAUACUGUGCGUGUGGAUCAGUGGACUAGUACAUUAGAGCACGUUUGAAAACAUGAAGACCGUCAGAGAAUGUGCUUGUCAUUUUUCUUUGUUACUGUGUGUCGUGCCUAUUUACUAUACGUUAGCUUUGAAGUCCGAACCGAGAAUAACCAUCACAUAUGAAGAUCUGGACCAUAAGCUGGUGGAGCGAUUCUCUCAGAGUGGAAUCUCCAACUACAGUGUUCUCCUGCUGCACCCCAGCUCGGGGAAGCUCUACGUGGGAGCCAAGGAUGCCAUCUUCUCCCUGCAGACCAAGACACUGACAGAGAAGCCCAGAGUGAUCUACUGGAACGUGUCAGACAGCAACCAUGAGUCCUGCAAAAACAAGGGGAAGAGAGAGACGGAGUGUCACAAUUACAUCCGCUUGCUGCAGUUCCUCAAUGAGACUCACAUCUACGCUUGCGGGACAUAUGCCUUUGACCCCCAUUGCGCGUACAUCAACCUGGCCAGUUUUACUCUGGACAGACUGGAGAAUGGGGAGCUGAGGAUGGAGAGCGGGAGGGGCAAGUGUCCCUUUGAGCCCAGCCAGCAGUACACUGCGAUCGUUGCAGACGGAGUUCUCUAUACCGCCACAGUCAACAACUUCCUGGGCACAGAAUCCCUCAUCUACCGGGCAACAGGGAAGGAAGGGGAGCGUAUCCGCACAGAGACCUCCUUGUCGUGGCUGAGCAAACCUGAGUUUGUGAGUUCCGCCUUUGUGCCCGAGAGCCAGGACAGCAGUGACGGGGAUGAUGACAAAAUCUAUUUCUUCUUCACUGAGUUGGCCAGUGAGUUUGAGUUCUAUACCAAGGUCAAGGUCCCCAGAGUGGCACGUAUUUGCAAGGGAGACAUCGGGGGUCUGAAGACCCUACAGAAGCGCUGGACCACCUUCCUGAAGGCCCAGCUGGUGUGUGAGAACCCGCUGACUGGCGCCCGGUACAACAUCCUGAGAGACGUGUUCACCCUGCAGAGGGAGCCGGGGAGCUGGGGCAGCACGCGAUUCUACGGGCUCUUCACCUCACAGUGGGAGCAUGACGAGGUGUCGGCGGUGUGUGCGUACAGCCUGCAGGAGGUGGGCCUGGCACUAGCAGGCUCCUACAAGGAGGUGAAGAGGGACUGCGAGAAACCAGCGUACCCAGAACCAAACCUCCACCCCCGUCCAGGAGCAUGCAUCACGUCCUCUCUCAAGGCAGAGGGAUUCUCGAACUCGCUGAGCCUGCCAGACAAGGUGCUGACCUUUGUCAGAGACCAUCCUCUGAUGGAGCAACCUGUAGUGGCCAGCCCUCUGCUGGAGAAGAUGGGAACCAAAUACACCAAGAUCGCGGUGAGCCUGGCCCCUCUGCACCUCCCCUCCUCAGAAUUCGACAACACAGCCAUCCUGCACCUGGGCACAGACCGAGGCGAGCUGCACAGGGCAGUGGAGGUGGGGGAGCGGGCAAUGCUUAUUGAGGAGACGGUGCUGUUCCCUUCAGAGGAGCCCAUUCACAACAUCCAGCUGGACCAGGACUACUUGUAUGUGGGCUCUUCCAGCACCGUGGUGAAGCUGCCUCUAGCGAACUGUAGCCAGCACAGCAGCUGUCAGGACUGUGUCCUGGCCCGGGACCCUCUCUGUGGAUGGGACACCAGUCAGUCUGCCUGUGUGCAGCCUGGAAAGAGCCAAGUGGUUCUCCAGGAUGUGGAACAUGGAGAGGCAAUCAAGCUGUGUCCUGAUACAGGAAGGUGUGAUCCAGAGCGGGUUGUCGUAAAGGCUUACCUGGGGUCCCGCAUUGUGCUGCCCUGUGUGCCCCCCUCCUCCUGGUCCUACUGUGAGUGGAUGCUCCCCAAGCACCUCCCUACAGUGAACCAGCACGCGGACAGGCUGGAGAUCACCGUGUCGCAGAGCAGCCUGGGGGUGUACAGCUGCAGCUGUGUGGAGAACAACAUCAGCUGUGACAGAGCCUCCUACACGCUGGAGAUGGGCGACCCCACCAAGGAGCUCCUGUGCUCUGGCAGCAGGAAUUACACUGUGAUCAUCUCCUCCUUCUGCCUCUUGCUGGGUGUGCUGCUGGGGGCAAUGGGUUUCUGGGGCUUCAAAAAGUUCAGGGGCUCCAAACAAACGCAGAUUGAGCAGCACUACGCAGAGACCCCCAACUCCCCAAGCAGUCCUAGCAUCAUGUCCGAGGGCAUGCCGCUAACUGAGAAGAAGAAUGGACUGAAUGGGCACAAUGCCUACGCCAACGUGAACGAAGUCUGCGACGAUGCCCUCACCAUCAUGAAGCUCGGAGGGGCCCCUCUCGCCUUCUGUGAUGAGAGCUCCAUCUAGUGCUGGGGCAGUUCUUGAUCCAGCUCUCUGUACUCUGUGCAUAGAUGCCUGUGUGUGUAUUUGUGUCUGUUGCCAUUGUUGCUGGGUCGCUAUCCCAACCCCUCUUUGCUUCACUCCUCACAUGCUGUGGAUGUACUGCAUCAAUCACUUGCUGACCACCCCCAAAGUAUUUUUGGCAUUAGCUAAGCCAUUUCAUUUACAAGCAAAACCUGAAGCCCUAAUCUCUUUUGUCUUUUUAAACUGUGAACAUGCAGAACAGAGAAUAAAUUAGCUCUGCACUGCAGAGAAUAAAUUAA
This is a messenger RNA of Polyodon spathula (Mississippi paddlefish), 3142 nucleotides long. Its product is annotated as semaphorin-4F-like. Lineage: Eukaryota; Metazoa; Chordata; Actinopteri; Acipenseriformes; Polyodontidae. The record is from RefSeq and is a predicted model, not a curated record. Gene Ontology annotation, biological process: negative regulation of axon extension involved in axon guidance; positive regulation of cell migration; semaphorin-plexin signaling pathway. Gene Ontology annotation, molecular function: chemorepellent activity; semaphorin receptor binding. The transcript is spliced from 14 exons. The coding region runs from base 579 to 2846 and encodes 755 amino acids.